CAGGAUAUCUGUGUGUCUGACCAGUCCAUCUUUCCAAGGAGGUUCUGGACCAGCUGCAUCCAUGUCGUGCCGAGCAGAGCCCCCUCCAGCAGCCCUGCACCUCGCUCCCGAUGUCCCUGUAUGGAAAAGUUGUCUGGUCCUACAUUGAGCAUCAUUAGCUGAAAGCAAAAUCAAAGACAUUCCUUCCAGCUGAUGAAGAGCUGGCUCUUCUCCAUGGUCUUCACAGCCUCCAUUUGAAGGCCAAACUUCUCAAGAGCAAUAAAGCUAAAUGGGUCCAGUCACUGGAAUGACUCCGGAUAAGAAAGCUGAAACGCCAGGAGCAGAAAAAGCUGCAGGACUACGGCAGUGUCACGGGAUGGGAAGCUUGCCCGACGCGGGCGAUGCCGGCCGGCCAAAGGCCACCGUGGUGGACAAAGAUUCUGCAGACGACGAGCUCACAAAUUUGAACUGGCUGCAUGAAAAUACUAACCUCCUAACAAACUUCAGCCUCGGAAGCGAGGGUCUUCCGAUCGUUAGCCCCUUGUAUGACAUUGAGGGCGACAGCGUGCCAUCCUUCUCGCCAUCCUGCUACCAGAACCCCCCCAAAAAGUCCUCCACUUCCAAACCCCCCUACUCUUUCAGCCUUCUCAUUUACAUGGCGAUCGAGCAUUCCCCCAACAAGAGCUUGCCAGUCAAGGAAAUCUACAGCUGGAUCCUGGAGCGCUUCCCCUACUUCGCCACGGCACCCACCGGCUGGAAGAACUCAGUCCGACACAAUCUCUCCUUGAACAAGUGUUUCCGAAAGGUGGAGAGAAGCCAUGGCAAGGUCAAUGGAAAAGGUUCAUUGUGGUGUGUUGACCCAGAAUAUAAACCUAACCUUGUCCAAGCACUGAAAAAGCAGCCGUUUCCCUCAGCGCUCGCCUUCUAUACUCCGCCGGCGUCACCACCAAGUAGGUCUGCAUCCCCUCACUACCUGACUUCGGUCCUUCAGCAGAGCCAUGGCCGGUCUCUCAAAGAAUCCGAUAUAGAUGCUGCUACCGCAAUGAUGCUGUUAAAUACUUCCAUUCAACAAGGGAUGUUGGACUGCGAGAAACCUCAGCCUCUGAAGACACCUAAGAAGAGGAGUUACGGCAGCGCGUUCAACCCUCCCAGUUCCAUAAAUCUGCAGGAAAAUGAUUCUGCAGCCACCAAUAUCGAUCCCAAGGAGGAUCACAACUACAGUGCCAGCAGCAUGGGCACCCAGCGCUGUGCGUCUAGGUCCAGCGUGUCUUCCUUGUCCUCCCUUGACGAGGUGUACGAAUUCAUCUCCAAGACCAGCCACGAGGGAAGCGACGGCAGCGAAGGGUUUCACAGCGAGGUGGAUACAGACGUUGACUCUGAAGAUGAUCCUCUUGGAGACAGUGGCUAUGCAUCACAACCUUGUGUAGAUACCUCUGAGGAAAGUCAGCCUAGCAACAAAGCAUUCAAGGAGUUAUGUCAAGAAAUCGACGAGGAGCUGAAGGAAGCGGCGGGGUCCCUGCUCCACCUUGCUGGCAUCCAAACGUGCUUGAGUUCCUUAAUAAGUACUGCAAAGACCCACUGUCACAAGCAAAGGAAAAAAUAGUAUGUUUGUCAGUGUUGAAUAUAUACAUAUAUUUUUUUUAAUUGUGGCAAUACUCUUCUACUUUUACCCUUCACAAGGGAGAUCAAAGCCAUAAGAGGACUCAUUGCUUUUUUAUUUUUGGCGCUAACUAUAAUUUAGCCAUUUAUUUUUAAAUCACUGCCUAAAAAGAAAAAAAAAAUAUUUAAUCUUCUCAAAUUAGAAGAGAUGCAUGACUUGUGGAAACCUGAAAGCAUACUUCUUAAUGAUCACUUUUUUUUUUCUUUUUAAUAAUUGAUUUUAUUUUUUUUUUUCCCAGAGAUAUAUUUGUUCAGAUGCACAUUGUGGAUAAUAUUUACAUCUCUGCUGGCCCCAUCUGCAGAGGUGAAUUUUGCCCUGUCUAAGGGCUCUGACUUCCAUGUAAAGGAUUAAAAAGGAGGAGAAAAGAGAAAGAAAGGGAGAGGGGGGGAAUAAAAAAUGGGUCCUGACCUCAGUUGCCUCCUCCCUCCUGUCCUCUCUUUGCUCUUCUGGGACAGGUCCUGGUGGAAACGCUGGUGAAGCAGCUCCGAGGGGCUGCAGUUUUCAGCCCAUCUGACCCAGAGGCUGAAAACCUGUAGCUCCAGGAGCUGCUUCAGCAGGAUGCGAAGUAUCCCUGGAAGAGCAGGGAUAAGGGGGAGCUGAGGUGGGUAUUGCCCACAGUUUUGGUUUUUUUUCCCCCCUCCUUCCCCCAAAAUCUGCUGUGUGCAGGUCAGAUUCCUGAAGGAAAACAGGGCUGUUGUGUUUUUUUUUUUUAUCUUAAGACAAAUUGUCUGGUUGGUUUUUUUUUUGGGGGGUGUGUGUCCUUUCCAUGCAGAUGCACAUGUGCAUCCAUGCACCUUGGAUGUAGCCAACAGUGAAAGCUGCCACUUGCCAAAUUUGAUGUUGUCCUCAUGUUACCACCACUGUUGACUAUAUAGUAGCUGCAUAGUCCUGCAACAUCUCCCCUUCUGCCACCCUGCACCGGUUUCAGGGGAAAAAAGAACCCAAUGGUUGACAGUGGUGACAACGUGAAGGAGGUGGAGGCUUUAGGUGGUGAACGGCUGCUGAAGAGGGAAUGCCUUACCCCCUCAUCUGAGAGAAAAUAAAACAGCUUCCUUUUGGACCAGUGAACCCUGAAUUGCUUUGGGUUUUUUUGCCCGUUCCCCCCCAACAGGUGUUAUUUUUCAUCCCAUGGGCUGUCUGUACCUUUUAUUCCCAGAUCACUGUGCCUUGUGCUGUGUGAGUCCCAUCAGCCUCCUGCUGCGUACGGGGUAUCUCCUGGGCAAGGCAAGGCUUUAGCCUUUGGAUGUACACCGGAGCUCAGGAGGACCUCUCCAUUUAGGGAAGAAAAUCCUUCACAACUCAUUUUUUGCAAUAAAAGAAUCUCUUUAUAGUUCCCAGACAUCCUUUGGCCAAAAAUGUCUUAGUGGUAUAGUGACUGUUUUCCUCUUUUUUUUUUUUUCUUUAUUUUUUUUUUCUUUUAAAAUCAGUGAUUACUUACAUCUUCUUCUAGAUAAUGGCUUAUUUUUUUUAAGUUUUCUGUUCAAAAAUGGGUAAGCAGUUCUGUUGGAGUGGGUUUUAACAGUACUGUAAGCAUGAGGAUGCCUUAAGUGUGUUGCGGAAUCGUAUACAACUGUCAAAGGUCAUCUUUCCUCUUUUAGAAAGGUAGCACGAUGUGCCAUCAAACGUUCUCGCUGAGAUGUUAAGCUAUUGCUUCCAGCAGGUGUCGGGCAGGCUGCUUGAAAAUUAGGAGCAGAGCCACCUUGGAAACCAAUGUCCACUGUUUUGGUUGGUGAAAACAGUGCUGGAUUGAGCCAAAAGUUAACCUUUCCCUAAACAGGGUAUUUUUUCUGGCUGUCUGGAGGCCUUUCUUUGAUCAGUGUGGGGUUUUGGGGGUUUUUUUGGAGGGUUUUUUUGCUUAUUUGUCAGUCUCUUCGUGAAUACUGCCAUAAACUGUCUACUUUAAUUACGAACACAGCCAUGCUGCUGAAGGUCUGUUGCUCUGAGGGCCUGUCCCAGUGCCUCUUGAAGACAACGGUGGUGCUCCCGCUGACUCAAAUGGCUGUUGGAUCAAGCCUGAAAUAUUUGAGGUUCUUUGUGUUUUGGAAUUUAAAGCCAACGUUAUUUUGUUUGUUUGUUUGUUUUCAGGCACAAACACUAGGGGGAAAAAAAAGUGUGGUGGGGUUU
Messenger RNA from Calidris pugnax (ruff), 3763 nucleotides. RefSeq names its product forkhead box N2 (gene FOXN2). The record is from RefSeq and is a predicted model, not a curated record. Bases 269 to 1582 code for a protein of 437 amino acids. Gene Ontology annotation, molecular function: cis-regulatory region sequence-specific DNA binding; DNA-binding transcription factor activity. Gene Ontology annotation, biological process: regulation of DNA-templated transcription. The transcript has 7 exons. Gene Ontology annotation, cellular component: nucleus. NCBI's taxonomy places the organism in Eukaryota, Metazoa, Chordata, Aves, Charadriiformes, Scolopacidae.